AUGAUUUAUCCUAUCCUCCAGUUGUUCUUCUCUAUCGCCCGCGGCUGUCUCCGUCUGGCUGGCGUUCUACGUCCCACGGCCUCUUCGGUCCAGAACUCACCCAACCAUUUCCUUACCAACUGGAGCGAGCCAUUUUGGCACGGGGUCUUCCUUGAAAGCCUUCCUAGACAGAUUCUGCAUCCAAACAAUGAGGGGUCGAGGAAUGGAGUAUCGCCUUUUCCGCUGCCUGUUCCCACAGCGCCACUGGAUGCCCUUUUUGAUAAUGCUGCCAGUCAAGGCGAUGAAUCGGCUAUUGACGAAGAGUCGAGAAUUCGGCAAGGCUCUUUAAAGAGAAUUUUCUUAUUUUACUAUAGUCAUAGCGUAAUCAGUGGACAAAUUGAUGGUAGCAUCAAUUGA
Messenger RNA from Protopolystoma xenopodis, 396 nucleotides. The record is from the annotation of a GenBank genome assembly. NCBI's taxonomy places the organism in Eukaryota, Metazoa, Platyhelminthes, Monogenea, Polystomatidea, Polystomatidae.